GAACAACACCCGGCAAAAGAUGUUGUCCAGGCUGAGCGAGUGGUUCUGGAACGAGAGGCUGUGGUUUCCAGAAGGACUGGGUUGGGCUGACCUGGAGGAUCGCGAUGGUCUCACCUACGCCAAGGCAUCUGACCUCUGGGUGAGCCUGCCCAUCGCCCUCGCCUUCCUCAUUAUACGACAGAUAUUUGAGAGGACAGUGGCCAUUCAACUGGCCGCGGCUUUGGGCGUAAAGGAGAAAGUCAGACUGCAAGCGGCGCACAACCCCACGCUGGAGUCGUACUUCAGAAUCACAAGUAAAAAUCCCAAACAGGGCGAAAUUGAGAGUUUAGGUAAAAAGACCGGGUACUCAGAAAGUCAGAUCCACAGAUGGUUCAGACGACGAAGGAAUGAAGAGCGACCCAACAAGCUGAAGAAGUUCAAAGAGGCCAGUUGGAGAUUUACCUUUUACCUUCUUGCUUUCAUUGCUGGCCUUGCUGCACUUAUUGAUAAACCUUGGCUCUACAAAAUGAAGGAGAUGUGGGCAGGGUUUCCAAUGCUGACGCUGCUGCCUUCUCAGUACUGGUACUACAUGAUUGAACUGGGCUUUUACAUGUCCCUUCUCUUCAGCGUCGCAUCAGACGUCAAGCGAAAAGACUUUAAAGAACAAAUAGUGCACCAUGUUGCCACCAUCCUGCUGAUUAGUUUCUCCUGGUGUGUGAACUACAUCAGAGCAGGAACCCUCAUUAUGCUGGUGCACGACGCCUCCGACUAUCUGCUGGAGUCUGCCAAAAUGUUUAACUACGCCGGAUGGAGAAAAGCGUGCAACUACAUAUUCAUCGUAUUUGCUGUCAUCUUCAUCAUCACCAGACUCGUCAUCUUCCCAUUUUGGAUUUUGCAUUGUACUUGGGUGUAUCCGGUGACCGUUUAUCCUCCGUUCUUUGGAUAUUACUUCUUUAAUGGGCUGCUGUUUGUGCUUCAGUGUCUGCACAUCUUCUGGGCUGUACUCAUUCUGCGUAUGGCCAUCAAAUUCUUGCCAGGCAAUAAUAUUGUGGAGGACGAGAGGAGUGACCGAGAAGAAACAGACACCGAGGACGAUGAGGAAGAACAGGAGGACAGGAAAAAUGGACCAGUGCAGAACGGCCACUCUCCUCUAAACAACAACCAUCACCGCAAGACCGAGUGAUCCUAGCAGAGACGAGAGAGGAGGUACACACGGACGAGACCAACAAACUAACGCCAGGGGUGUUUGAUGGAUUGAAAAGGCCCAGAGCAAACACACACUCACAAUACAUGUAGAUAUAUACAUGAUACUCAUUUUCAGAAACGGAUAUACUUUGAAAAGGAGGAACGAUGAAACUUCUUUCCCCUCCUUGCAAACUAUUUAAAACACUAUUGAUAGGCACCGUAUUAUUAUGUUUGUUCAGGGUCUUGUCUAAUGUUAAUGAAUCCAAUGUUCACUUGCUUUACUGGAAAUAUUUCCUCUAGUUUAUUAGGUGUUUAGUGCCUUAUUAGUACAAAGUUGUACUGAUGUUCUUAGUUUUGUCUUUUGUGCAUCACACACACACUCCUCCCUUUACUUGUCAGUAAUAUGUUUUUGCAUGGUUUGUCUGGUCAACUGUCAAAUUUCCAAGAAUCCCUCAGUAUUUCAGUUCUGAAGUUGCCGGAAACUGACUGGAAUUUUUCGUUUCGUGUCACCCAUUUGUUCACUAUAUAAUAAUCUCACCAAGUGACCUUCACACACCUGCUUUACUUAGAAAACUUGAUCUUUCCCCAAUCCAGUUGCACUAAUAAACAUUACUGACCCAGUCUUGCAACACUUCCACUUUACAGAGACACAAAGAUUUGUAUUGCCAUGAUGUCUCAUCCCAAAGGCACUAAAUCAGUGUGCUGCAUUUUGCAUUUAUUAUUUGUCUGUUGAGUUCGUAACAAAGCAGCAAAUGUGUGUGUGGAAGAAUCCUAUAUCUAAUAUUUGUGUUGGUCGGCGUGUGUCCUGUAACACAUUUCUGUUAAAAAUGCAUUCUUAAAUAACAGUUAUUUUAAAGUGUUUUUUUUUUCUUCUGGUUUUUCAUUUAAGAUUAUUUUUAUUUAAGGUCCAUAUAUUUUCAGCAACCCUGAUAAGCUGAUCAUUUAUGCAGUAUGUGGAAAAUGACUUUGUAAAAUGCAAAAACAAAGUACUUGGCAGGAGAACCUGUAGUUAGUGUUUUUCUCUUCCAUUUAUAUGAUGAAUAAUUACAGUAACAAUCAGUAUUGAGUGCUGGAUGCACUUUGUAACUCUUUGUCUAAUGUAAAAUGCAUUAUAAUGAUUGUGUUGUUAGCAAACUGUUUGACAUAAUUGAAUCUCUGGCUUGCAUUUGUGGUAUUUAUGGGAAAUGGAUUACAUAGUUUUCAAAAAAGGUUAUGGAAAUGAUCCAAUAUGUACUGUUUGCCCAGUGUCUGCUGCUUUACAUGAGAUCAUGUUAAACCUUGAAGGCACAGUUCAUUGUCAUUAUUUACUCGCUUUCAUUUCGCUCCAAAACCUGACUUUUCUUCUGUGGACAUCGAAAGAAACUUGGUGUGCAAACAACACUGGACACCAUUGACUUUAAUUGUAUGGACAACAUAGUUAAUAUUUAUGUCUGCAGAAGAAAGUUCUUGAAUGACAUGAGGGUGAAUAAAUGAUGUCAGCAUGUUCAUUUUUGGGUGAUUUAUCCUUUUAAGUGUCAUAUUCAAUUCCACAUGAUCUCUUGUUAUAAUUUAAGCAACAGGUUUACAGAUUGUGGUCCAGUAUUUCUUUUGUUAAUAUAUAAAAGUCAGUGUCAAUAGAGGUGCUCAGCAUAUAAUGCAUUUUUGCUAGAUUGGCUUUACAAAGUUAUUUUAAGUUUCCAAAUGUUGCCACAAGUGCCUUAUUUGUAAAUGUAUAUCUGUGUCAUUUCCAUGUGUGCUUGUUGUCCUUGUGUUCCUGACCUCAUGGGCUUUAGAUUUUAAGCUGAACCAUCCUCCUCUCUCUCACUCCUUCUCUGUUUACAUCCAUUCAACCUCAUCUCUCCUCGCGGCCCGGUGCCAAGACCAAUCCCAGCCCUUCGCCGCUUCCUGUCGACUCCGGGUCCACCGCAUAAACAAUUUGAUCUCUGUCCCAACUGCCAGUGUUUUAUGUUGUAUUUUGUAUCAUUAUUCAAUGAUGAAAGAUAAAGAUUCUUGUGAAUGAGA
Molecule: messenger RNA, 3165 nt
Organism: Cyprinus carpio (common carp)
Lineage: Eukaryota; Metazoa; Chordata; Actinopteri; Cypriniformes; Cyprinidae
Product: ceramide synthase 2-like
Exons: 11
Coding region: 20-1162 (380 amino acids)
Biological process (GO): ceramide biosynthetic process
Cellular component (GO): membrane
Molecular function (GO): DNA binding; sphingosine N-acyltransferase activity
Source: RefSeq, a predicted model, not a curated record